AUGCUUGUAUACAAUAUCCUUCCAUCGGGGCUCCACGUAGGCCGGUCGAACAUUCGUCAAGUUGCUGAGCGUAGAUUCGCAGAUGUCCAGUCUUUCUUGACCUCCCUGUUUAGUUUGGCUGAUGAAAUUUCACAUUCGGACCUCGUGUAUACAUUUUUCCAUCCGCUACUGAGGGAUCAACAAGAUGUUGAACCGCAGAGACUUAGGAAGGGCGAGUCUGUGGAAGCGGAAUCAAGUGGUAGAGGUUCAUUGAAGCUGUCUGUUCAAUACGCGGCUGGAGUUUUAUCUGUUCUCAUACUACACGCUCAGUCGCUCGCCUCCUCACAGGGACAACCGCCUAACCCUUAUGUCAAGGUGUAUCUAGUACCGGAUCCAACCAAAGAAACGAAACGUAAGACUCGAGUUCUCAAACGUAACGCACACCCAUCCUUCAUGGAGAUGUUAGAAUAUCGCUUACCGCUCGACGUAGUCAAGAAUAGAAGCCUUCAAGCAACCGUCUGGCAUUACGACUCAUUACAGGAAAACGAAUUUCUAGGCGGGGUAGUUAUACCUCUGGGUUCAUUGAACCUUAGACAAGAAACAGUAUCCUGGUAUACAUUAGAAUAUAUCCCGAGAUAG
Molecule: messenger RNA, 618 nt
Organism: Danaus chrysippus (African queen)
Lineage: Eukaryota; Metazoa; Arthropoda; Insecta; Lepidoptera; Nymphalidae
Source: the annotation of a GenBank genome assembly